Molecule: messenger RNA, 906 nt
Organism: Acanthamoeba castellanii str. Neff
Lineage: Eukaryota; Discosea; Longamoebia; Acanthamoebidae
Exons: 9
Coding region: 1-906 (301 amino acids)
Biological process (GO): sodium ion transport
Cellular component (GO): membrane
Molecular function (GO): sodium channel activity
Source: RefSeq, a predicted model, not a curated record
AUGUGGAUGUGGACGGUGGGCUACUCGGUGGGCGAUAUGGUCUACAUCGCCCAGACCACAGCAGACCAGAAGCAAGCCACUCGCUUCAGCAAGGCGGUCUGGGUGGUUGCCCUGGCGUGUGUCCUGGCCUACACCGGCUAUCAAUCCUACGAGUGCUAUCUCUCCUACACGAACCCGGAUUGGACGACCGGGGUGAGGUUCGAGAGGCAGCUGGACUUCCCCACCGUCCUCGUCUGCCCCAUGUCCGAGGGCCGUUUCAAGGGGCAUGAGUGCGUCGAGUUCAAUGGGAACGCGAGCAACAUCAUGACCGCCGUCAUCGACGAGCACAUCUUCAUGCAGGUCCAGCUCACCAUCCAAAUCUCUAAUUUCAAGUCGAAUCCGCCUUUCGCGGUCGUGCUCUACUCAGCCUCUUCGCGAACACCGAUCGGGAAUGAAGACACGAGCUUCUUGGUGGUUCCCAAGUCUUCGCACUGGGCCGCGUUGACGCAAAACGAAGCGAUCUAUCUCCACGACUCUACCGAGAUCUCCUUUUCCGCAUCCACAUCCUCCACUUUCAACCGUCAGCCCGGACAUGAGGAUCGAAUCGCGAUCACCUUCUCCUACUCUACAUUCACUGUCGGCACCUCCGAGCAGGUCGUCACAUUUGACUGGCUCUCUCUCAUCUGCACGGUGGGCGGCGCUGCCACGUUCGCGUGUUAUCUGCACGAGAUCGCGAUGAUCCUCUACGCCAAGUCGCGCAAGUGGUGCUGUCCUUUGUCUCCCGGCAAGGACAUCAAUGACGACGGCGCAGAAGAGGAAGAUGAUGCUCACAGCUUCGCUGAUGAGGCUCAAAAGCCACCAAAGGUCUCUUGGGCCGAGACGACCAAGCACCGACCAAGGCCGCCAGCCCCCUUCUCUCUCCAGUAG